Molecule: messenger RNA, 798 nt
Organism: Condylura cristata (star-nosed mole)
Lineage: Eukaryota; Metazoa; Chordata; Mammalia; Eulipotyphla; Talpidae
Gene: IL15RA
Product: interleukin 15 receptor, alpha
Exons: 6
Coding region: 1-678 (225 amino acids)
Biological process (GO): interleukin-15-mediated signaling pathway
Cellular component (GO): plasma membrane
Molecular function (GO): interleukin-15 receptor activity
Source: RefSeq, a predicted model, not a curated record
AUGGCCUGCCGGCCGCUCCAAGGCUGCGGGGUCAGCGCCCUCCCUGCGCUGCUGCUGCUGCUGCUCGGGCCGCCGGCGACUCCGGACCUCACAUGCCCUACUCCCACUUCCGUUGAACAUGCAGACAUCAGGGUCAAGAGUUACAGCCUGAACUCCAGGGAAAGGUAUUUUUGUAACUCAGGCUUCAAGCGAAAAGCUGGCACAUCCAGCCUGACUGAGUGUGUGUUUAACAAGACAAUGAAUACUGCCCUCUGGACAAUUCCUAAUCUCAAGUGCAUCAGAAACCCCUCCUUGAGUCAUCAAAAGUCACCCUCCACCGUAGCACCAGCAAGGGUGACCCCAGAGCCAGAGAGCCCUUCCCCUUCUGGAACAGAGCCAGCUUUCACUUCCAAGUCAGACUCCACAGUGGCCACAAAGCCAGCUACCAUAUCCGGCUCUCAGCUGACACCAUCCACAGCUCCUUCUGCAGGAUGCACAGAAGUAGUCAGUAACAAACACUCCCAAGCCGCACCUCAAACAACAACAAAGGCUAUGGAACACACUACCUCCACUUUGCCCGAGACGCCAGGUACACAUGCACACAGUGCCACCAUCACCACCGUGACCAUCUCCAUACCUGUCAUCAUCCUUAGUGGCGCAGUCAUAUCUUUCCUGGCAUACUGCAAGAGCCAAAGGUAAGUAGCGCAGGAGAGCCACACUGGGCAAGAUCCCCGCAAUCCUGUGAGAAAGAAGCUGCAUCAUGACUGCAGGCGAUCAACUGGUAACAGGAGGUCAGUUUACCAAAAGCCAAUUCAGAAA